UACAGAAUCUUACCAGCAUGAGCUUUAUAAGAUUGUAUUAUGACAUACACUGUAAGAGACAGGCUACACAAUAUUGAAAUAUAUAAUUUACAAGCUGGUAUUCAACAACUUUCACUGUUACAGAACAAUUUUUACACAUCGCACGCAUCACAUUUCACUCCUCUCCAUCUCCCUCUGACAGAUACAGUCACUUUUCUUGCUUGGUAACCUGAUCCAGCUGUUUUUUCCCAGAGGGCUGCUGUAACCGUAGUAACAGCCUGUAUAAUUCAUCAGCCCGCAGUGGUGAAAACAUGGAGCAGGAUUGUAUCGCCGGUCUGUACCAGUCCCUGGGUAAGUCCGCUGGAGCAGAGUUCUCCUCUGAGGACGUGAGUCUCCUCUGCAGCAAAGUGUUUCACGUUCCCUUCGACACUGAUGAGGCACACGCAGCCAUGAGGAAGGUAACGCAGACGUACAGUAUUUGGAACAGCUCACGAUCAAGGCUACUAUCGUUUGAUCAAAACCACAUCAUGUUUCAGAUCGCAGGAGAUGAAAGAAGCUGGUCCUGUGUCGGUGAAAGUGUGUUGGAUGUUCUCUUAGAAAUGGAGAGAGAGAGGGACAAGAAGGAAAAGCUCUACUGGGACCUCCAGCUGCUCAAUGGAAAUCUCAAACCUCUCCAUGCGAUGGACGAGUCAGUCUUCAUCGUGCACCAAAGCUCAGAACCGAAUCCUCUGAAAACAGCUCAUGACCAAUCAGAUUCAGGACCUGUACAGUUGCACACCUCUGACACAGGCGGUUUACAGAGACUGAUGGAGAAUAAAGAGCUGGACGGAAGCUUGAGGGCAGCGAAGAGGCUAAAGAAACCAGCCAGGCAGUGCUGGGCCAGAUUGGCGUCAGAGGGCGUGCAAUGUAUGUUAUUGCCCUCUCCAUGGCAGGCCCGAAACCCAGAGGUUAGAGGUCAGGCCUGGGGCUGUGUCACCCUGUCAGACGUCCUCCUGCUGGUGGAGGUGAAGUACGAUGUGGUGACCCACUUGCUCUUUACAGAAAUGCUCCAGGAGCACUACACUCCCAGUAUCUGGGAGACCAUGCUGCCAUGGCAACAACAGGAGGAAGAACAGGAACUGGAGGAUCGAGCUAAGGAAGCUCUGGAGUUGAGUGACAUGCUCUGUCUGGCUGAGCUGCCUGGAGCAUUCAGGAUAUACAGGGCCGGCCUGGGAGUGUCUCCUACAGGUCGUCCUGAGUCCAGAGAACAGUCCUGGACUGCUGUCACACUCCUGUUCGAGUUGGACACAUUUCGUCAGGAAGAAAGGGAUGCACUGACAGUCCUGGGCGAGAGGCUCGACAGGGAGAGCCUUACACUGCUGUGUCUAUACAUCAGGUUGGCAACUCUCAGAGCUCAGAGACAGAAAAUGUCCUACGGCGCUCUUCUGGCAGCUCGGCAGUCCUGGGAGACUUGGCCAAAUGUGAAGAGUCCGUGUGGAGCAGAUCAGGCAGCCCUGUGGCUAUGUGGUGAAGAGGGAGAGCAAAAGACAGACUCUAUCUCAGUGUCACCACAGCAGGCAGUGCUGCAGUUGUUGGUGCUGACUCAGGAGCAGGAGAGGAAGCACCUGAUAAAGCUGGUACACGGGGUCUCCCUGGAGGAUGUGCAAAAACCAGGCUGCGGCGUGCCUCCAAAAGAGGACAGUCACAAGCAAGCCGCCUUAAAAAACGGUUGUGUGAAAAGGCUGCGACAAAUUCAUGCCGACCUGCGCACACACAAUGAGACCGAGACCCCCUUAAAGCUAACAAACCCUCAGCCUCAACACCAGGCCAACAUGUGGUCCCAACAACAGCUGGAGGAUUGUUCCCUGCUCCUCUUGACCCAUUUGAUGGAGUUCCAGGAAGUCCAAGCCUCUGCAGUACUGCCAGCGCUGAUGGACAAAAGUGCACAGCGUGUCCAAGCUCUGCGCGAGGAGUUUGAAUCUCAACUUCAAGCACAGCGCUACACCAACUCACUCCAACUCCUGAUCUCUGAUGCCUGUCCUUCUCCAAACUUCACUGAAAAUAGCAGCAAUGAGCAAAUCGCAACGCAGUCCAGCGUCAGCGGAGCAGUCGACGCCCCGGGAAGCAGCGACAGGCCAGCUGAAGCUCUGACGGUCGAUUCAGUCAGCGGUGACAGUCAAGAGCUGGAUGGAGUUCAGGCUGACAGACAGGACGUCUGUACAGGUUGUGGAGCGACCAUAGAGGACCUGCCCUAUUUGGAGAUCGUGUGUGUAUCAGAUGCAACAAGCCAUUCUCACCAGAGUCCCGCAGCAGCGGGAGAAGCACAGGUAGAAGAGGAGGGCAGCGCAGCAAAGAUCCCCCAGAGCUUUGAGAAACAGGACUCACUGAUCACCCUCGCUUGGAGCAAACCGCCAGAGGAUGACGCGGACAGCGAGGAACAGAGCCAGGGCGGUGAGGGCUGUAUGCAGACAGAGGUCCAGCCAACUGAGGAUACUUUUGGAGACAGAGAAGAUCUGAGACCCACUCUGAUGUGGUCUGACUCCACAGGUCAUUCUGACCCACAGGCUGCGGACCAGCAGUGUAGCACAUUGACACUGGAGGGGAGAGCAGUAGAUGAAGAAACAGAGAAGGGAGAAGCAACACAUGCUUUGGUAGUGGAGACUGAGCAGCUCCACCUCUCGGCCGACCGUCCUGAGAUUAACUGGCACGACGGUGACCUCUGCGAUGAGACAGAGGGAGAGGGAGACGAGGUUGAGGCGGAAAUGUGUUCCUCUUCAAUAGAGUCACUCACUCAAGCUGAGGACCAGAAAUAUGCAGCUGACUGUAGCCCUGCCGAGAGAGAAGCCAUACUGAUGGAGCGAGAGCGAGCCAGAGAACCGGUCUCGGCAAUGGAGAGAGAAAGGACAAUGCGCAACCUGGUGGACAUGCAAAGAAAGGUGGAACAGAGGCAGCAGAGAGAUAGAAAGAGACAGCUACUGAGGGUUCAGGAACGCCUGUCAAUCAUUCAGAACAAAAAGGCAGAGGAAGACCUUCUCGGCCUAAAACACACAGACAGGCUCAGACACCUCACGCAAGAUCUGCCACAGGAGGAUAAGAACCAGCAGAAGACGGUCGUCAAAGAGCGACUCGAGCAGCUGAGAAGAGAGCGCUCCUAUGUCAUGCAGUCCAAACGAGACCGGAAUACUGCAGGAUUUAAGGAGCUCCUGGGUCCAGUAGCUCUCAACAGCAGAGAGACAGAUGAAGGAGCAGACUGAGCAUGUGCUUAAAUUCAUGUCUUGCUAAAAAAAAAAAAAAGGGAUUGUUAGUGAGUCCCCUAUGGUUCAUAAAGAUUGUCAACAGUAGAAGUACCACAAAAAUGUUUGGUUUACUAAUAAUCCAUUAAGUUUACAGAUAUUCUGUGCAAGUGAAAUGUUGCAGGUUUUGUAUCCGUAAUGCUUUUUUGCUUUUUUGUUUGUUGUCACAAUAACCACAUAUAAAAAAAAACCUUCUGAAUGCAGGUUGUGUAUUUGAAAUAAAACAUCUCAAACCUGUGGUGACUGUGUAUUAUACAGUUUAAUUAUCAUCUCGACAAACAUAAGCAUAAACAGUAACGUCAUUUAUCAAUGACCCCCCCUUCGGUUGUGUACACAUUAUCCCCCCUGUGCCCAAAAUUACACACACAAUGAGUCACAGAGGUGCAUGUUAAGUCUACAGAGGUUCCAUUAACUCCCCUUCAUGUUAACGCAACAAUUAUAUUGGCACUGCUGGCCAUUACUCACUUAUGUAAGAAAUAAUGAUGAGACGAAGGACACUGCUGUAGACAGAAUGCACCUAUGGACUGGGGCUGUAUUUAUUUACAGGUCUAUGGGAAUGGAAUUAUUUUAACAUGUCAAAGGAUUUGGCUAACAACUCUACGAUGGGGAGAUAUGUAUAAUACAGAGGGUUGGUGUGGGCCCAGUGGUUUUCCUGCAAGAGAGGAUGAUCUCUCCCCUGGCGAGAAAAAAAGGAAAAUGUCUACGUGGGAGAGA
Molecule: messenger RNA, 3965 nt
Organism: Acanthopagrus latus (yellowfin seabream)
Lineage: Eukaryota; Metazoa; Chordata; Actinopteri; Spariformes; Sparidae
Exons: 18
Coding region: 291-3212 (973 amino acids)
Source: RefSeq, a predicted model, not a curated record